AUGUACUCCAACACUUCUUACUCGUCUACCGCGACCAUGUCUGCCUCUUCCUACAACAGUCAGGCAGGGACCUGGCAGGAGCGUCUCGAAGACGCCUGCCGCGAAGCAAACAUCCUGCCCCCGGUGUUCCAGAUUGUUUCCGAUCGUCGUGGUGGUCGCACCGCUUGGUCCAGUCGAGUUACUGUUCACGGACGCACCCUCUCUGCACGAUUCUGGUACGACGGCAAGAACCUCAACAAUGCGAAAGAAGACGCGGCCGAAAUGGCCCUCAAUUACCUCACCGGAUCGAACCCCAGCUCCCCAGCCAAUAGCAGAGGUGGCUGGUAA
Molecule: messenger RNA, 327 nt
Organism: Colletotrichum truncatum
Lineage: Eukaryota; Fungi; Ascomycota; Sordariomycetes; Glomerellales; Glomerellaceae
Source: RefSeq, a predicted model, not a curated record